This is a messenger RNA of Paracoccidioides brasiliensis Pb18, 294 nucleotides long. RefSeq lists its product as uncharacterized. The transcript has a single exon. The record is from RefSeq and is a predicted model, not a curated record. Bases 1 to 294 code for a protein of 97 amino acids.
AUGACCCUGCAGCGGCCUAUUUCCCCACCACACCAGCUGUCUACUCGCCGAGCAUUCCAGAAUUCCUUUCAACAGCUCCUGACGGGACAUUUACUUCCGGCGAUACGAGCAUCUGCACAACCUAGGAGCCUAGACCAAUCAAAACAUUCGCUGACUGUGUCCCAUAGCGUGGAUUGUGGACAUAGUGGCACAGCACCCCUUGAGCAUUCCAAGGGACAAACUAAAGAUGGAAUACGAGAAGUCUAUAUAAGGCCUCGACCAGGGAUGUUGCGGAGACCACCACAAGGUGGAUGA